AUGACCCCGGACAUCGCCCUGUUCCAGUACGGCUACCUCCUGCCUGGAGAGGAUCCCAGGGCGCGGCAGCCCCUCAGCCGCGUGGACGAGGCGGGGUUUGACCCGGAGGCUGACCUGGCGGGGCCUGACGUGCUGGCGCCCCCCAGGCCCCCGCUGACAGCCGUGGACCCCCUUGAGCGCCUGCGUGCCGAGCAGCAGCGCGUGCAGGCCCUGGCAAACGCGCUUGCCCAGGGGCGGCCAGCGGCCGAGGCCGCGAUUCUGGCGGCGUCAGAUCCAACGGGCGGGCUGCUGCGGGAUGUGCUGGCGUGGAGGGUGCAGCGGCAGGAGGCGCUGGGGGCGGAGGCGCGGCGGCUGGCCGAGGAGAUCGCGGCUGCAGCUGGGCGCAACAUGAGCGAGCCGGAAGGGACCCAGGACGACAGCGGCAGCGGCAGCGGCUUCAGCGACGGCACCGGCAACGGUAUCGGCGUCAAAGUCAGCAGCAACCGCAGCAGCGUCGGGAGAGUUUGCGUGGCGGGGAUCGAAGGCGAGGGCGCUUGCUCUGCUGGUGCUGAUACAGGCGUGUUGCCCUGA
This is a messenger RNA of Monoraphidium neglectum, 570 nucleotides long. RefSeq lists its product as hypothetical. Lineage: Eukaryota; Viridiplantae; Chlorophyta; Chlorophyceae; Sphaeropleales; Selenastraceae. The record is from RefSeq and is a predicted model, not a curated record. The transcript is spliced from 2 exons. Bases 1 to 570 code for a protein of 189 amino acids.